This is a messenger RNA of Amorphotheca resinae ATCC 22711, 1864 nucleotides long. RefSeq lists its product as hypothetical. Gene Ontology annotation, molecular function: calcium-dependent cysteine-type endopeptidase activity. Gene Ontology annotation, biological process: proteolysis. Gene Ontology annotation, cellular component: cytoplasm. The record is from RefSeq and is a predicted model, not a curated record. NCBI's taxonomy places the organism in Eukaryota, Fungi, Ascomycota, Leotiomycetes, Helotiales, Amorphothecaceae. The transcript is spliced from 9 exons. The coding region runs from base 1 to 1812 and encodes 603 amino acids.
AUGAAGAUCCCGUUGUUGCCUCAAUGCGACGACACCCUUCGGGAAGAUGCAGAAUCUGGUAGGACAGGUCUCGCUGGAACACUCCACGGUCCACCCUUGCUGCGUGAGAUUUGGGGGCCGUCUGCCAAUUCCUCGAGACAGCUCACAUUGAAAUGUCUUUUCUUACUGGGCAAGGUAGCAUCCUAUGCAGAAGCGGCAGCAAUCUGCAAAGUUGAAGUCGAGAAAAUCGUGAAAGAAUCCCGACGAGUCAACCAAAAAUAUCGCGAUCCCUAUCUCGACAUCGAAUUUGACCUAAAAUGUGGUACAAAAGACUGCCUUACAAUGCUGCCAGGCUCCGUCAAAAGGGUAGGAGAUAUAUUUGAUGAACCAGAGUUUUAUAAGAGUGGUGCAACAGCCAAUGAUAUUCGUCAAGGCAAAGACGGCGAUUGCUGGCUCAAGGCCGCCCUUUGCACAUUGGGGAACAAGCCAGGUCUUAUUGAGGAUGUCUGUGUAGCAAGAGAUGAGGAAGUUGGCGUUUAUGGAAUCCUAUACUUGACGAAGCCUGAUUACGAUGAGAGCUGGAUUGAACGCAACCUCAUUGAAGACCGUAAGAGAAUCAACUCGGAGGAAGAUUAUCGAAGGAUCUACCAGACCGGCUCUGGUUCGUUGUACUUCGCUCAAUGUGAGGAUCCAAACGAGACGUGGCUGCCAUUGUUGGAAAAGGCAUAUGCCAAGGCUCAUGGUGACUACGCUGCGAUUGAAGGAGGUUUUACAGGCGAGGGACUUGAGGACCUCACAGGAGCCGUCACGACCGGAAUUUCCAGUACUGAUAUCCUCGAUAAGGAGUACUUCUGGAGGGAGGAGCUGUCGAAAGUUACCAAGGAAUUUCUUUUUGGUUGUGGAAUGGGUCUCUUUUGGGGCCGUGGAGAACGAAAAGGGAUCGUGGAGGGCCACGCGUAUUCCAUCAUGAGAGCUGUUGAAAUGGAUGGAAAGAGACUUUGUCUGUUGAGGAAUCCAUGGGGCGCGUAUGAGUGGAAUGGGUCAUGGAGUGAUGGAAGCAAAGAAUGGACGCCAGACUGGAUGCAGAAACUCGAGCAUCGUUUCGGUGACAAUAGUACCUUCUGGAUGUCGUACGAAGAUCUAUUAAAGAAGUAUCAGACAUUUGACCAUUACCACAGCACCAAAUUUUAUUUCACACUUGAGAAGAAAGCACCUGUUGAGGCUGUUGUGCUUGUUCUAUCACAGGUAAGCUCGCCAGACUUAUACACGAUACAAAAUUCUUACACUAUCCAGCUUGAUAGCCGUUAUUUUUGUGGUCUUGAAGGCCAAUAUAGCUUUCAAUUAUCUUUCCGUGUCCACAAAGCCGGAGAGGAAGAUUACAUUGUCCAAAGCCACGGAAACUAUAGCAUGCGAAGAUCUGUUACGGUCGAACUCGAACUUGAGCCUGGCGAGUACCACGUCCUGAUGAGGGUUGAGGCAGAGAAGAAUGAUCAUGCGUUUCCCGUCGAGCAGGCUCUACGUAACAAUGUCAAAGCUCGCAGAAACAAAUUGCUUCGAAUUGGUCUGGCAUAUGAUUUGGCAUAUGCUAAGGGGCAGAUUAAGGAGACUGACGAAGAGAGGAAAGUUCGCAAGGAGUUGGAAGCUAAGAAGAAAUCGCAAGAGAGGAAGGAAAUGAAGGAUAAGUUGAUGAAGGAGAAGAAGAGACGGAAGCAUGUUGAAACAAGGAGACUCGCCAAGGCUAGAGAGGAGAAGAAAAUAGCGGAAGAGAAGGAGGAGAAGGAGGAGAACGAAAAGCAAAAGAAGGAGCCAGAGAAGGUGAAAGAGAAGGGUUGAGAUGCCACGAAAACAGAUUCUCCCGAGAAAGUGGCUGGUCCAGAAACAGGGC